Molecule: messenger RNA, 1583 nt
Organism: Stylophora pistillata
Lineage: Eukaryota; Metazoa; Cnidaria; Anthozoa; Scleractinia; Pocilloporidae
Product: QRFP-like peptide receptor
Biological process (GO): G protein-coupled receptor signaling pathway
Cellular component (GO): plasma membrane
Molecular function (GO): neuropeptide Y receptor activity
Source: RefSeq, a predicted model, not a curated record
UUUGUCCGGAUGAUGAGGUGACAACCGACGGAACUUAGAGCAAAUGGACAGGAAAUCUUUCUUCUUUGAUCCACGCAGCUUAGAUAGAAUGCGCCACUCUAUAGAGACGUCGUUAUUCUUUCUCGGUUAUCAAAAACGUUUUCGAACUUUUCAAAUUUGAUCGUGUGUUAACUUUCGAGGAAGAUGAAAUUCAAAUGCACUUGGAGUUGUCGCUCAAGUUUGCCUUUAGUGACCAGAUAUUGAUGUUAGUUAUCAAAUCUUUUACGGCUCACCAAAGGAGGUUACAUGAUAACACUUUCUAAUUCAGGAUGUCUACUGCUUUUGCCAUAACAACAGUACUGCUCCUACUCGUUUUGGUAGAUAUCAUUGGAAAUUCGCUCGUUUGUGCGAUGAUAUGGAAAAAUAGAAAUCUCAGGACGCCCAUAAAUAUCCUUAUUCUCAACCUUGCUGUGGGGGAUGCCCUCUUCGCGGCGUUGAUUGCACCCAAACUAAUUGUGAGCGUCAAUAUAAGACACCCAGGAGGUUGGAUUGGUUCAGUUUUGUGCAAGUUGGUAACUGGUGGAGGCUUCGCAUGGGUUGCAGCAUUUUGUUCGAUUUAUACUCUGGUUGCAAUCGCUGUGGAAAGAUAUUAUGCAGUAAUUUACCCACGUGGUAAAAGAUGGACACUCAACAAUCACAAACUGAAGGUGAUAAUAACUGCCUCCUGGAUUAUCGCGGUGACGUGCAACAUCCCCAAUAUCUCUUACAUGAACGUCGCCAACGGUUUAUGCUAUGAAAUGUGGCCUGACGAUUGGAAGAUCAAGGCUUUUUCUUUAUUUGUUACCUCGAACGUAACCAUUGCCUUAUUGCUGAUGGUCGUGCUGUACUCGAGAGUCGUUUUUGCCCUAUGGUUCAAUCGAGGUAGUACUAAUCCGGCGACAGGUACAUUUCAGCAAAAAGGCAUAAUGAGAAUCCGCAAGCGGGUGACCUUAAUGGCUGUGGUUAUCAGUACCAUAUUUGGAAUCUGUUGGGGCACCAUCCAGCUCCUGUACACCUUGCACCUUUUUACGUCAUAUCGAUUGAAUCAUUUUGUGGUUGCCAUCUCCAAUAUGAUGGUAUUGUUUAAUUCUGCUGUCAACCCUUUCGUAUAUGCCCUGAUGAACCACAACUUCAGACAGAAACUAAGGGAAAUUCUUGGAUGCCCCAAGGCUAAGGUUAGUUUGACGAGUGAGCUGCAGAACGACGAUGUUGUCAACAAAAGCAAUCAGUCAAACAUCCAUGAUUCCUCAAACAAUAUGACAUAUCUGUGAAGCAGGAGCAAGAUAAUAAAUUGUGCUUUUUUUUACUCUGUAGUCGACUGACGCCUUUAAAAGACGCAAAUACAAAAAUUAACAGAAGCCAUUGUAACAGAGAGUUUAACGAAUACUUUUCAAAUGUAGACCAACUUUUUCCAAAAGUGGAAUAACAGUUUUUCAAAAAAAGUCCAACUGUUUUCAAACAUGGAUUUGCGAUUUUCAAACGUAGACCGCAGUCUUCGAACGUAACCAACAGUUUUCAUUGCAUGGGGCUAUGAUAAAGCUGUAAUAAAGUUUUUUAUUGAGAUA